UGUGGCUUGCUUGAAAAUUAUAUCUGAGCAUGCCCACAAAAGACUACUUUUGAUGCUCAUUUAAUAAAGUUUGCUACUAUAUCUACUUGAUUGAUGAUUUUUUGCCACCAAUGCUUUUAGUUUGCCUUAUGCUGCUUGACAGGAUGCAUGACAAUGUACAGAAUUGUGAUUCACACACUAUAUGCGUGUUGUCGUCCGUUAGUUUGAUCUUUUACCCACCUCGUACAAGAUGGUUCACCAUCAUGCGUUGAAGUUAAUGGAUCUUCCAAUGUUUUACUUGACUCGCACACAUCAUCUCUGCCCUCUUUUAACUGCUACUGGGGUUGGCGUUAUUACGGGUUUCUUGAUGUGCUACUUUUCUUGUUGUUUGCAAGCCAUGGCCCCACGAGGACUUAUGAUCACAGGGUUUAAGAUCCGAAACCGGGAGGUCACCUGCUCGGGGUGGCAUAUAUGCAUCCGAUCCGUUUCGAACUCCGAACCCGCUAAUAGGUUCCUAAUUGCGAAGGGUUUUCGUCAGUACGCGCUCGAGUCCUUAGGGCUUCUGCAGGCCGGCGACGGGGAGUGGAUACACGUGGCUUCCAUCCGUUGCCAGCUCGGCCACUCGCAGCCGUUCAUCGCCUCAUCCCUGCUAUAUAGUUCCCCCGUCGCCAGUCUGCCGGGUUCGGCCACUUUCCGAUCAUCUCAGAUCGUGCGCCCGCGCGCGCGUUCUUUCCGUUCCUUCCUUCUCUCAUGCUUCCAACAAUUUGAAUCGUUUUGGAUGGAAAGAAUCGCCGAUCUCAGCGUUAUUUGAUUUGGUUUCUUGACGAUCACGUAUGCUAUAGCGAUGGCGAAAAAGAAAAGGAAGUCGAAGAAUGGAGAAGCGGCGGCAUCAUCCGCUCCUCCACCUCCUUUAAAGAAGAUAAAGAAAAAUGAUAAGAAGAAGAACAAAGGUGCAGUUGCAGCACCUGCCUCGGCGUCUACGGCUUCACCCGCUGCUAAUAAUAGCGCGCCUGAGGGUAAGAAACAGCAGGUGCCCGUAGAGAAGAGCUCGGGGUUCAUCUUUAUGUGCAGCGGCGGGACGAAGCCCGAGUGUUACCGGUACCAGGUCUUUGGGCUGCCCAAAGGAAAGAAAGAGUUAGUCGAGAAGAUCAAGCGUGGCACCAAGCUUUUCCUCUAUGAUUACGACCUGAAGCUUCUUUACGGGGUCUACAGAGCGGCCUGUCAGGGAGGGAUGGACUUGGAACCGGACGCAUUUAGAGGGGGUUUCCCAGCUCAGGUGAAAUUCAAGAUUGAUAAGGAUUGCCUUCCUCUUCCUGAAGCUACAUUUAAACUUGCUAUUAGAGAUAAUUAUAACUUUAAGGGCAAGUUUACCCCACAACUGAAUUCAAAACAGGUCCAUAAAUUGUUGUCGUUGUUCCGUCCUGUUACUCUGCCACCUGAGCCUGCACCUGCCAUUCAUUAUGUUGAGAAUCACCGAUCCCCAGCUCAUUAUUUACCUCCUGCGGAUCCAAAUGGGUCACAAUAUUUGGCACGUACUCCAACUCCUGAGCGGCGCUACAUCUCUCAAGUUCCUCUUUCUGCCAGCGGUCCCUAUGCACGCCUCCGAGUAGUUCCUGCAGUUGAACCUGGACGUGUGCUUUCAUCUUUUGAGCCUGCUGCUGAUCCAUAUUGCCCGGUACCUCCAGUCGCGUCAUAUUUUCCGGCACCUCCAGCCAAGUCGUAUUAUCUGGCACCACCAGCUGAUUCAUAUCACCAGGCACCUCCAGCCGAACCAUCUUAUCGGGCACCUCCACCCGAUCCAUCUUAUCGGGCACCACCAGCCAAUCCAUCAUAUCGAGCACCCGCAGCCGCACCUCCAGCUGAUCCUUCUUAUCAGGCAUCUCUAGCUGAUCCAUCUUAUCAGGCACCUCCAGCUGAUCCGUCUUAUCGGGCACCUCCAGCUGAUUCUUAUAAUCGGGCCCCUCCAGCUGAUUCUUAUUAUCGAGCCCCUCCAGCUGAACCGUAUUAUCGGGCACCUCCAGCUGAUUCUUAUUAUCGGGCCCCUCCAGCUGAUUCUUAUUAUCGGGCCCCUCCAGCUGAUCCUUAUUAUAGGGCACCUCCAGCUGAUUCUUAUUAUCGGGCCCCUCCAGCUGAUUCUUAUUAUCGGGCCCCUCCAGCUGAUCCUUAUUAUAGGGCACCUCCAGCUGAUUCUUAUUAUCGGGCCCCUCCAGCUGAUCCAUAUUAUCGGGCACCUCCAGCUGAUCCAUAUUAUCGGGCACCUCCAGCUGAUCCAUAUUGUCCAGCACCUCUAGCCGAUCCAUAUUAUCAAGCAUCCUCAACUGAUCAAUAUCAAGUGGAGUCUGUGCAAGCUUAUUAUCCAGAAAAUCCUGUUCGAUCUGCAAGGAUUCGUUAUAGGAUGGUGCCUGAGAUAAUUCCAAGUGAUCCCCUCCUUGCAAGGGACUAUGACACUGUAACAUCGAGGGAGGGAGGACUGGCUCCACAGACAGAUCGUGCUGCUGACGAUGAGCUCUACAACCCUGACCAUGCAACCUCAAGCAGGGUGGCUGCGUCAUCCAUGCCUGUUACUUCACUCUACCCAUUUGUUGGUGCAAUGCCAUAUCGCUAAUUGUUUAUGACUGGUGAAUGUUUUGAUGCUGUCCCUUAUCUGUUGCUUUCAUAUGUUGGACUCGACCAGUGUUAUGUUUUGUAAGAAGGUAGCUAGCUACUCUAGAUGUUGUGAUUAAAGGUUUCCUGUGAACCAUUGUUGCAAAUUAGUGAAACAACUAUUGUUAGGACAAAACCUGAACCGAUUAAAAAAAAAAAAAAUCUUGUUGUUUUCUUAA
Messenger RNA from Musa acuminata AAA Group (dessert banana), 2801 nucleotides. RefSeq names its product extensin-1-like. The coding region runs from base 824 to 2584 and encodes 586 amino acids. The transcript is spliced from 5 exons. NCBI's taxonomy places the organism in Eukaryota, Viridiplantae, Streptophyta, Magnoliopsida, Zingiberales, Musaceae. The record is from RefSeq and is a predicted model, not a curated record.